CACAACACGUGUGUCCAAGGCGUCCAUCGCGCGAUGGUCGUGGCGUAGCCGUGGGUUGCCGUGGCGGGUUUCCUUGGGGCGGCACACGCGAUCGCCGUCGGAAGAAAACACACCGCUGCACCGUGUGGAAUGUCGGCGAAGCGUUCCUGCGUUGCACACGGCUUGGAGUUCUCCUCGUGACCUGGACGAAGCGCUGCAGGUACCAUCUGCCUUGGCGGCGGUCACAUGCCCGCGAGUCACUGUGCAGCAGGUUCACCCAUGUGGCGCGAGCCACGCCGUCGUGGGGAACCCGAGAACUUUCCCCCAGGCUCACAUGUACGCCUCGUCUCGGACGGCAUGUACCCUGCCUCUCGCUGUCCCGAGAGAAGAGCAUUCCAUGGCGAGACGAGAAGUUUGGCGCCGUUGUCCCGCGCUUGCGCAGACCGCCGCCUCUUCUCGGCGACGAAUCCGGAUAACGAUCCGGAAUCGUGUGAUGUUGAGGUGCACCACCCACACCACCUGCAGCAGGGGAAUUCGACGAUCCGAUGGUCCAUCGAGGAGAGUUGCCUGCUGCGUGGUGGGCACGAUUGGAUCUGUUUGAUGCCCCAUGUGAACGCGAUGACGCCGACAGCUCCAUGGCGCGGCAGGGCCGAGUCCCAUGACUCCUCAUGACCUGCCGCCCCAUUGUCGACCUCCCAUUGGUUCAUUCCCCGCAACUGCUGAGUUACAGCUCCGACGUGCCGACUGAACGGCUGGUGGAUCGUGCGAAGGUGGAGGCCGCCGCCGGUCCAGUCGUGCGUGAUGGCCAAGCUUUUCUUUGCCGUGGCCGCCGUCACGUCGGCCGGACUCUACAGCGGCGCUGCCGUGUACAUGAGUGUCGUGCAACAUCCGGCCAUCCUCCGGCUGGGCUCUCGUCGGCUGCAAGCGCCGUUCUUUUGCCAAAUGUAUGUAAGUGCGUCGGCGUUCUUGGCGCCCAUCGGCCUCGUAGCCAGCACCGCGUCGUUCGCCGCGUGGACGGUGGACACUGCCAUCUCAACGAGCAACCCGUCCGCGCUCUGGAUCGUCGGUGGCUCUAUCUUCCUCGCGUUGGUUCCGUACACGACACUGGCCAUGCUUCGUCUGAACCUGCACCUCACCGACGAACGGUACUGGAAGACCCAUCGCACAGCGUUCAUGCAAGCGAAACUUCAUCACUGGGGCGUCCUCCACGCGCUCCGAUCGAUCGCAAGCGUCGUGGCCACAGCUACAUUGGUCUGUGCGUGUCUGCGACAGGGCUCGUGGGCGUCGCUGUAUUAAUCGAUGGCAUCGUGUUUUGA
Aphanomyces invadans is the source of this 1295-nucleotide messenger RNA. RefSeq lists its product as hypothetical. Lineage: Eukaryota; Oomycota; Saprolegniomycetes; Saprolegniales; Verrucalvaceae. The coding region runs from base 648 to 1295 and encodes 215 amino acids. The record is from RefSeq and is a predicted model, not a curated record. The transcript has a single exon.